UGUAACAAAAAUAGAGUCAAACGUCGCUGUUAUAAAAAACCAAAGUCAAAAAAUGAUAUGAUAGAACUCAAUUCCCAAAAUAUAAGAAACCCUAUCAAAAAUGAACAUGAAAUGGAAAAUAAAAAUGCAAAUGAAGAGGUAGAGGAUCCAUGUUCCAGUGAUAGUUCUUCAGACACUAUAAUUUAUGAGACUAUAGGCUCAGAACCACAAGAAGAUAAAAUAUUGAAUGAUGUUGAACCGAUUGACGAAAAUAGUAUUCUUUUAUCCAUAAUUGAUGAUGGUGCAGAUUUAACACCGGUUGAAAAUAUGGAUCCAGAAAUCCAAAUAUCACGAAAAAAAGAAGAAUUGAUGACCCAAAUAUUUGAUGACGAUCCCUGCAUCUAUGAAAAUCAAAUACAGUCGGAACAAGCAGAUGCUGAUAGUACUGAUUUCCUAUUGUCCUUGAUAUAAAUUGGUGAAAAAAUAUUUGGAAAUCUUGUUAAUUACUUAUAAAUUUAUUACAUUUUGAAAUGGAAA
Molecule: messenger RNA, 516 nt
Organism: Leptinotarsa decemlineata (Colorado potato beetle)
Lineage: Eukaryota; Metazoa; Arthropoda; Insecta; Coleoptera; Chrysomelidae
Source: RefSeq, a predicted model, not a curated record